CUUCAGAUCAUUUAGUCAGAUAAAGACAGAGACUCUGGAAGACAAAAACAAAUUGCAAGAGACAAAAUGGAAUCAGAACUUGAAGGUGAUUCAGAGGAUCUCAGGAUUGUGCUGCUGGGAUUCUCUGGUGCUGGAAAGAGCGCAAUAGGAAAUGCAAUACUGGGUCGAGAGGCAUUUAAAGAGAGCACAACCAGAAAUAGUGAGUUACAGACAGAAAGAGUAAAAGACAGAAACAUCUCCAUCAUCGACACUCCAGGAUUCUUCAACACUCAGCUGACUGAUGAAGAGAUGAAGAAUGAAAUGAUGAGGAGUAUGUAUCUCUCUCAUCCUGGUCCACAUGUGUUCCUGCUUGUCAUCAACCUGGAAAACUUUGAGGAGGAGCAGAGGAACAUUGUGGGAAAGAUUCAGGAAAUCUUUGGAGCUCAAGCUUUUAAAUACACCAUGGUUCUGGUCACUGGAAGAGAACAAAUGUCAAGGAGAGAAUGGAUGCACUUUAUACUUGAUUCUAAAUUUCAAGAGCUGAUCAGUCACUGCAGAGAUAAUUAUCAUGCAAUUAACAGUAAAAAUGAGAUAAAUCAAACUCAAAUCACAGAGCUUCUGCAGAAGAUUGAUGAAACCAUCAAACAGAAUAAUCACCAGCAUUACAAAAUUGAGAUUUACUCAGUGUCUCGAAAAAAGAGCAUAAGAAUAAAGACAAAUCAAGAGGAAGAAAAGACGGACAAAAGAAAAGAGACAGAAAUGAAACAACAGCAAGCAAAAUCAGCUCCAGAUAUUUUCACAACCCACAAUGUAAAGGAAGAGAGAACGACAUACACUGUCACUGAACAAGAAAAUGAAAGCAUAAGAGGAAAGAAAACAGAGGAAGAAUAUACAUACAGCGAAACAAAGCAAAGUAAAGAGAAAAGACAAGAACUGGCAUACAUAGGAGAGUUUUUUGAAAAGGAAAGUACAAUGGAAGGCAGAUCAGCACAUACUGUUAUUAAAAAGAAAGAGAGUUUUGUUUCUUAUGUCAGAGAAUCAAUGAAAACAACUCACAUAUAUGAAAACCUGGACCAGAGCUCAUUAGACAGAUUCGAGGAUUUCUCUAAUGAUGGAAUGAGAGGCAAAAAAGUAGUCAAGACACCGGAAAAAAACUGGGGAUUGAGUAAAAAGACAACCUACCAGAUACUAUCAGAAGAUGAUCUCAGGAUUGUGCUGGUGGGUAAAACUGGCACUGGAAAGAGUGCGACAGGAAACACUAUACUGAGACGAAAGGCAUUUAAGGAAGAUUUUUCUUCUGAAUCUGUGACUGAGAAAUGCAAGAAACGUCAGAGGAUAGUGGAUUGUCGAAACAUCUCAGUGAUUGACACUCCAGGACUGUAUGAUACAAAAAUAAGUAAAGGGAAACUGAAGAAUGAAAUAGAGAGAUGUAUAGAAAAGUCUGUUCCCGGUCCUCAUGUGUUCCUGCUGGUCAUCAGAUGGGACGUGAGAUUCACAGAAGAGGAGAAAAACACAGUGAAAUGGAUUCAGGAAAACUUUGGAGAAGAAGCUUCACAUUACACCAUCAUUCUGUUCACUAGAGGAGAAAUGCUAAAGAUGUCUAUAGAGAAGUUUCUCAUCAAAAACAAGCAGAUUAAUGAGCUAGUUAGACAGUGUGGAGGCAGAUAUCACGUAUUUAAUAACACUGAUACAAACCCAGCACAGGUUACUGAACUGUUCAAGAAAAUAGACAUAAUGGUGAAGAAGAAUGGAGGACAGUAUUACACAAAUGAGAUGUACAAGAAAGCUCAGAAAAAGAUAAUGAUGAAAAAGGUUGAAGAGACAGCUUUAGUGGGAGCGAGUGUAGCAGGUGUAGGAGCAGCGGUCGCAGGAGGUGCAGCAUUAGUUGCUGCUACUGGAGGAGUGGCUCUGCCUGCAGUUUUAAUGGCAGGAGGAGCAGCUCUAACAGGAGGAUCAAGUGCUAAAGUUAUUGCAGGCAAAUUGAAAUAUAUCAUGGAAAAGAAAAGAAGUUCCAAGGAAAAGAUAAGAAAUUCCAUACAUCAGGACUUGAAUUCUUCUGAAAAUGAGUGGGAAAGUUCAAGUUCAUAAAUAGGGGGAAAAAAGAGGCAGGAGACGGAAGUUUUUUUUUUUUUUGACAUUUACUUUAUUAUUAUUAUUUUUAAAUUGAAGUCAUCUUAACUAAAUGUUUUAGUUUUUACUUUCUUCGUUUUUUACAAUUUACAUAAUUAGCAGUUGAUUCAUAUUUGUAUUGUUAUGAAGAUACUUACAGAAAUUCUGUAGAUGGUGCUAUGGGCUAAUGUUGCUCAAUAGCUUGCACAGUGCAAUAAAGCUUUAAAGGGUCACGAAACCCGACUACUUUUGUGUGCUAUUUUCAUCUUCUGGGCAAAGGACAAUAGUACAUUGAUGAUGUGUUGGUGUCUAUUAAAUUAUUAAUGAGACUGCUUGUUCUUAUCCUAUGGAAAGUUGCAUUGCUUAAUUAUUAACUGUUAUUAAAUUCAUUGGCUAUAACAGACGAUUCAGACUGUUAGACGGCAUACAUUAACUCAGAGAAACUUUAAUGGAUUGUAGAAAGGAGAUCAUUUGUUUAUGCUUUGUAAUAAGAGUUUGCAGCUGAAGGUGCAACAGUAUACAGUAUUGUUCAAAAUAAUAGCAGUACAAUGUGACUAACCAGAAUAAUCAAGGUUUUUCGUAUAUUUUUUUAUUGCUACGUGGCAAACAAGUUACCAGUAGGUUCAGUAGAUUCUCAGAAAACAAAUGAGACCCAGCAUUCAUGAUAUGCACGCUCUUAAGGCUGUGCAAUUGGGCAAUUAGUUGAAUUAGUUGAAAAGGGUGUGUUCAAAAAAAUAGCAGUGUGGUAUUUAAUCACUGAGGUCAUCAAUUUUGUGAAGAAACAGGUGUGAAUCAGGUGGCCCCUAUUUAAGGAUGAAGCCAACACUUGUUGAACAUGCAUUUGAAAGCUGAGGAAAAUGGGUCGUUCAAGACAUUGUUCAGAAGAACAGCGUACUUUGAUUAAAAAGUUGAUUAGAGAGGGGAAAACCUAUAAAGAAGUGCAAAAAAUGAUAGGCUGUUCAGCUAAAAUGAUCUCCAAUGCCUUAAAAUGGAGAGCAAAACCAGAGAGACGUGGAAGAAAACGGAAGACAACCAUCAAAAUGGAUAGAAGAAUAACCAGAAUGGCAAAGGCUCAGCCAAUGAUCACCUCCAGGAUGAUCAAAGACAGUCUGGAGUUACCUGUAAGUACUGUGACAGUUAGAAGACGUCUGUGUGAAGCUAAUCUAUUUUCAAGAAUCCCCCACAAAGUCCCACUGUUAAAAAAAAGGCAUGUGCAGAAGAGGUUACAAUUUGCCAAAGAACACAUCAACCGGCCUAAAGAGAAAUGGAGGAACAUUUUGUGGACUGAUGAGAGUAAAAUUGUUCUUUUUGGGUCCAAGGGCCACAGGCAGUUUGUGAGACGACCCCCAAACUCUGAAUUCAAGCCACAGUACACAGUGAAGACAGUGAAGCAUGGAGGUGCAAGCAUCAUGAUAUGGGCAUGUUUCUCCUACUAUGGUGUUGGGCCUAUUUAUCGCAUACCAGGGAUCAUGGAUCAGUUUGCAUAUGUUAAAAUACUUGAAGAGGUCAUGUUGCCCUAUGCUGAAGAGGACAUGCCCUUGAAAUGGUUGUUUCAACAAGACAAUGACCCAAAACACACUAGUAAACGGGCAAAGUCUUGGUUCCAAACCAACAAAAUUAAUGUUAUGGAGUGGCCAGCCCAAUCUCCAGACCUUAAUCCAAUUGAGAACUUGUGGGGUGAUAUCAAAAAUGCUGUUUCUGAAGCAAAACCAAGAAAUGUGAAUGAAUUGUGGAAUGUUGUUAAAGAAUCAUGGAGUGGAAUAACAGCUGAGAGGUGCCACAAGUUGGUUGACUCCAUGCCACACAGAUGUCAAGCAGUUUUAAAAAACUGUGGUCAUACAACUAAAUAUUAGUUUAGUGAUUCACAGGAUUGCUAAAUCCCAGAAAAAAAAAAUGUUUGUACAAAAUAGUUUUGAGUUUGUACAGUCAAAGGUAGACACUGCUAUUUUUUUGAACACACCCCUUUCAACUAAUUGCCCAAUUGCACAGCCUUAAGAGCGUGCAUAUCAUGAAUGCUGGGUCUUGUUUGUUUUCUGACAAUCUACUGAACCUACUGGUAACUUGUUUGCCACGUAGCAAUAAAAAAUAUACUAAAAACCUUGAUUAUUCUGGUUAGUCACAUUGUACUGCUAUUAUUUUGAACAAUACUGUAUUUACAAAAACAAUUUCAUCUCUCUGAGUUUUAUUUCAGAAACGUUAUACAGUAUUGUACUAUAAAUCAGUCAUUUGAAAACCCUGCAUUUCCCUGUGUAUAAAAAAACAAGUGUUAAGAAUGUGCAACAGAAUGAAUAAAAAUAUGGGAGGGCGGGGCAAACA
Carassius gibelio (silver crucian carp) is the source of this 4404-nucleotide messenger RNA. Its product is annotated as GTPase IMAP family member 8-like. The transcript is spliced from 4 exons. The record is from RefSeq and is a predicted model, not a curated record. The coding region runs from base 67 to 2067 and encodes 666 amino acids. Gene Ontology annotation, molecular function: GTP binding. NCBI's taxonomy places the organism in Eukaryota, Metazoa, Chordata, Actinopteri, Cypriniformes, Cyprinidae.